GGGAGAGGAGUUACCGCCGGGACCCGCCCGGGGGCUGCUUAGUCUGGAGACGCACUGGCAGAGGCCGUAGACGGGAUUGUUCUCUUGGAGGGGAAGCAAGAUAAAAGGGUUAGCCAUGGCGUCUCUGAUCAGAAAGGUGAUCAGCACUGCGAAAGCUCCAGGGGCCAUUGGUCCUUACAGUCAGGCUGUGUUAGUCGACAGGACCAUUUACAUUUCGGGACAGCUAGGCAUGGACCCUUCAAGUGGACAGCUUGUGCCAGGAGGGGUGGCAGAAGAAGCCAAACAAGCUCUUACAAACAUGGGUGAAAUUCUGAAAGCUGCGGGCUGUGACUUCAAUAAUGUGGUAAAAACAACUGUUUUGCUGGCUGACAUAAAUGACUUCAACACUGUCAAUGAAGUCUACAAACAGUAUUUCAAGAGUAGUUUUCCUGCAAGAGCUGCUUACCAGGUUGCUGCUUUGCCCAAAGAAAUUUUUUAAAGGAAGAAGAAGAAAUCAUCUCUUCUUUCCAGGAUCUUAAAGACUAAAAGGAAAUACCUAAUAUUAUAUGCGUGGCGGAGGUGAGAGGACUAAGAAACUUAAGAAAUUUUAAAAAUUUGUCUUUAAAAAAAUCAAGAAAAUUAAGGGAUCCCUGGGUGGCUCAGCAGUUUAGCGCCUGCCUUUGGCCCAGGGCAUGAUCCUGGAGUCCUGGGAUCGAGUCCCACAUCGGGCUCCCUGCAUGGAGCCUGCUUCUCCCUCUGCCUGCUUCUCCCUCUGCCUGCUUCUCCUUCUGCCUGCUUCUCCUUCUGCCUGCUUCUCCCUCUGCCUGUGUCUAUGCCUCUCUCUCUUUCUCUCUCUCUCUGUGUCUAUCAUGAAUAAAUAAAUAAAAUCUUUUAAAAAAAUUAAAAUUAGAAAUCAAGACCACACAUGAACACAACAGAAUCAGAGGGACUUAAAUUGUAAGAAAAAGUAAAAUAGCUCGAUUGUUUUCACAUACUUAGAGACUAUACAUUGAGCCAGGGUAGUGAGCUCUGUAAUAAAAAAUAUCAGGUGUGUAAUGAAAUAUCCAGCCCUUCCAUUAGGAAAAUAAUCUCAAAACCAAUGGCCACAUAUUUUCUCACCAUUGUUAUUGUGGUAUUCGAAUCUGAUUAGAAGCUCCUAGCAGCCCAAUAUUCCUGCCUAUAAAAAAGCAGCCUACUGACUUCCACUUGUAAUCAUCCUCUAAAGAAAAUUUAUCGUCUCUCAGUGGUAUGCUUAUUGUUUUAAUCAGUUGUUACUUGGAAUGGUCAGUAUCCUCAAACUUAACUAAGGUAUCGGGUGCAGUAAAGGAGCUCUGAACUUGGAAUUGCAAGAAAUGAGCUUGAACCUCUGCCAUUUAUCAUCGUGUCCUGGGACAGGUUAAAAUAACCUCUCCAAGCUUCCAUGAAUGGUUCUCGGGAUCGAGGAGAGAACACUGUCUAAUGGAGCUGCUGGGAGAAUCCUGUGAGCUAAUGCACAUGAACACGUCUGGCUUGGGAGCCUGGCCUGUCAUGGGUUCUCAGUGAAUGCUUCCCUAUCCUUCCCUUCUUUGAAAAAUUUAAUGUUAACAAUGCUGUGUUGCAAUCAGUUAUGUGUAUUUUUAGUAAGUAUUAUAGAGCUCUCUUAAUCCAUAAAAAAUUACCUAACCGUUGCUUGAUUAUGGUCC
Molecule: messenger RNA, 1661 nt
Organism: Nyctereutes procyonoides (raccoon dog)
Lineage: Eukaryota; Metazoa; Chordata; Mammalia; Carnivora; Canidae
Gene: RIDA
Product: reactive intermediate imine deaminase A homolog
Exons: 6
Coding region: 116-478 (120 amino acids)
Cellular component (GO): cytosol
Molecular function (GO): deaminase activity
Source: RefSeq, a predicted model, not a curated record